AAGCAGUCUGCUUAUUGCUGAUCGUCUGUACUUUUCCUGUUUGCGGUGCAGGAGAAAUUAUCAACGGAAAAGCUGCCGCAAGAACAGCUCUGAAUCUCCCCGGUGUGCACACCUGUUACACACCUAUUCUGAAACUACCAUGGCGAAUGCAACUGAAAUUGUGUUUGUUCUAGAAGGACUGAAUGAGACUAUGUCAAACAAACGCACAUACUUUGUUGUGACUCUUAUCGUUUACCUUUUUACUAUUUUAGUGAAUCUGAUUUUGAUUGUGACAAUUAUUUUGGAGAAAACGCUCCAUGAACCAAUGUUCAUAUUUCUGUGUAACUUGUGUGUAAACGGCAUAUUUGGUGCCUCUACAUUUUAUCCCAAAAUAUUGGUGGACCUUUCAUCUGACGUGAGUGUUAUUUCGUAUAAAGCUUGUCUAUCUCAAAUUUUUUUAAUAUACAGCUACGUCUUCUGCGAAUAUACUACAUUAGCAGUGAUGGCUUAUGACAGGUAUGUCGCGAUAUGUAAACCGCUCAAUUACCACUCCAUUAUCACGGCUGGGAAGGUGGGUAAAUUGCUGCUAUUUGCCUGGCUGUUUUCCAUCUCUGAAACGGUUAUUUUGGUGGGCUUGACAGUCCGACUGCCCCUCUGUGGAUUCAAGAUCGAAAAGAUUUACUGCAUAAACUGGGCAGUGGUAAAGCUGUCAUGUGUGGAUACCACAGCCAACAACGUAUACGGAUACAUUCUUAUGUUUUUUCACAUUGCACAAGCAUUGCUGAUCUUUGUUUCUUAUGUCAAUAUCGUCAAAGUAUCUGUGCGAUCACAGGAAGGACGGAAUAAGUUCAUGCAGACCUGUUUGCCCCAUUUAAUCUCAUUGACUAACUUCACGAUCGCACUCGUUUUUGACAUCAUGUACGCUCGUUAUGGACCCACCAGCCGUCUGCAGGCUCUCCGCAAUUUCAUGUCCCUGGAGUACCUCGUUGUUCCACCCCUCCUAAAUCCUCUCAUCUAUGGCCUGAAACUGAACCAGAUCCGCCGGAGAAUCUUCAGAAUUUGCAGCCAGAAAAUACAUGCUCUGAAGUGA
Anguilla rostrata (American eel) is the source of this 1069-nucleotide messenger RNA. Its product is annotated as olfactory receptor 8I2-like. Gene Ontology annotation, cellular component: membrane. Gene Ontology annotation, biological process: G protein-coupled receptor signaling pathway; detection of chemical stimulus involved in sensory perception of smell. The record is from RefSeq and is a predicted model, not a curated record. The transcript has a single exon. Bases 140 to 1069 code for a protein of 309 amino acids. NCBI's taxonomy places the organism in Eukaryota, Metazoa, Chordata, Actinopteri, Anguilliformes, Anguillidae. Gene Ontology annotation, molecular function: G protein-coupled receptor activity; olfactory receptor activity; odorant binding.